Molecule: messenger RNA, 5095 nt
Organism: Papilio machaon (common yellow swallowtail)
Lineage: Eukaryota; Metazoa; Arthropoda; Insecta; Lepidoptera; Papilionidae
Gene: MRP
Product: multidrug resistance-associated protein 1
Exons: 26
Coding region: 355-4902 (1515 amino acids)
Biological process (GO): transmembrane transport
Cellular component (GO): membrane
Molecular function (GO): ATP hydrolysis activity; ATP binding; ABC-type transporter activity
Source: RefSeq, a predicted model, not a curated record
AAUCAGACAGUUUUCGAGUCUUUCGAAUAGUGGUAGCGGAAUAGUGGAGUGUCUUGUGGUUGUGUAUACCGGAGAUUGAACGUUCUUUAAUCGAAUGGUCUUUUUGUUGGAUGAAGUUGUAACCUUAAAAGUUGACGUUAAAGUAGCCGUUAAAAACCAUGUGCAAAUUGGCUGUUCCAACAUUUACCAAAGUCAAAGUUUUUAGUGGUUAAAUCAAAUAUAUGUGUGUCAAAACUAGUGAACGUAUUUUUGAUUGCGGCGAAAGGAUGCUGUUAAAUUUAUAAAGCCGUUCAAAUAAAUGUUAAAUAAAUACCUAAUAAGUGAGACGUCAUACGUUGUAACAUAAUCGUGAUAAUGUCUUAUAAUUCUACACUUGAUGACUUCUGCGGAUCUACAUUUUGGGAUAGUAACUUAACUUGGUACACAGAUAAUCCAGAAUUUACACCAUGUUUCGAGAAGACUGUUCUUGUUUGGACACCUUGUCUCUUCUUAUGGGUCGCAGCUUUAUUGGAAGCUUAUUACAUUUUGAACAGCAAGGAGAGAAAUAUACCAUGGAAUAUACUUAACAUCAGUAAAUUAGUUAUAACAUGCCUUUUGAUUGUAUUAAAGUUUGUGGACUUGGGUGUAACAGUCCAUAAAUCAUCAAAAGAUGAGGAGGUGUUCAACGCUGAUUAUUACAGUCCUAUUAUCAAGAUACUCACAUUUGCACUUUCAGCAACUUUGUUAUACUAUAAUAGAAAGUUUGGUAUGAGAGCUUCAGGUGUUCUGUUCUUCUUCUGGCUACUUCUAAUCCUGGCAGGGUUACCACAACUUAGAUCCGAAGUAGUAGCACAUUAUAAGUUGAUGGAUGAUGAAAAUGUACAAUAUAACUUUGUCAGUUACAUGAUAUACUAUCCUAUGAUUAUUUUGAUGUUUAUCCUGAAUUGUUUCGCUGAUUUACCGCCGAAAGACACGCCAUAUAAAUAUGAAAAGAACCAAUGUCCAGAAGGCGCUGCCGGGUUCCCUAGCCGUCUGACAUUCAGUUGGUUCGAUCCCCUCGCGAUCACAGGAUUCCGACGUAGUUUAACCGAAUCCGACCUUUGGGCACUCAAUCCACCGGAUUCGUCCAAAGAAGUUGUGCCCAGGUUUGAUAAAUACUGGGCUAGAAUACUACAAAAAAGGGAAAUGUCGAAUGGUACGAAAGCUACAUACAGCAAGACAUCGGCAAGUGUCAAUUUUAAGCCAGAGAAUGAAAAGAAACCAGCUUCGAUCCUGCCCGCGUUGUGUCUCGCGUUUGGUGGGCAGUUCUUUUUCGGUGCCUUACUCAAGCUCUUCAAUGACACACUUAUGUUCCUCUCGCCGCAACUGUUGAAGGUUCUAAUAGAAUUCGUUAAAGGUGACGAACCGGUAUGGAAGGGCUAUGUAUACGCCGUGGGGCUUUUAGCUUGUGCUACAGUACAGACUAUGUUGUUGGCGCAUUAUUUCACGAGAAUGUACUUUGUUGGUAUGAGAAUAAGGACCGCACUGACCAGCGCCAUCUAUAGAAAGUCUCUGCGGAUGUCCAACGCAGCGAGAAAGGAGUCCACCGUCGGAGAAAUCGUUAACCUGAUGUCGGUUGACGCACAAAGGUUUUUAGAGUUAACAGCUUACUUAAAUAUGAUAUGGUCGGCACCGCUACAGAUAGCCUUAGCCCUGUACUUUUUAUGGGGUAUUUUAGGACCCUCAGUACUAGCUGGGCUUGCUGUUAUGAUAGUACUUAUACCCGUCAAUGGUCUAAUUGCGAACAGAGUUAAAACAUUACAAAUAAAACAGAUGAAAUAUAAAGACGAAAGAGUCAAGCUGAUGAACGAAGUACUUAACGGAAUUAAGGUUCUCAAAAUGUACGCGUGGGAACCGAGUUUCGAGGACCAGAUACAUAAAAUAAGAAACAAAGAAAUGAUUGUUUUGAAACAAACUGCGUAUCUAAAUUCUGCAACGUCAUUCAUAUGGUCUUGUGCACCAUUUUUGGUGACCUUCCUUACUUUCUUCACGUAUGUGAUAUCAGACCCUGAGAAAAAUGUCCUGGCUCCAGACAAAAUAUUCGUGUCGAUGUCCCUGUUUUUUAUAAUGCACUUGCCAUUAGGUUUGCUGCCGCUCAUCGUGGUGUCAGUGAUCGAGACUUCUGUUGGUAUUAAAAGAUUAAACAAGUUCAUGAACUGCGAUGAACUCGACGUUAAUUCAGUGGAACACGACAAAAGUGAACCGGACCCUCUUGUGAUCGAGAACGGUCACUUCUCGUGGGGUGAGGAGCAGCCGGUGUUACGCAAUAUUAGUGUGCGCAUCCCGCGCGGCUCACUGGUGGCCGUCGUGGGCGCCGUAGGCUCCGGCAAGAGCUCUCUGCUCGCCGCGCUGCUAGGCGAGAUGGACAAGAUCUCAGGACGUGUAAACACACUCGGCAGUAUAGCAUACGUACCGCAACAAGCUUGGAUACAGAACGCAACCCUACAAGACAAUAUAUUAUUCGGCAAGCCAUUAGAUAAAUCCAAGUAUAGCAAUGUUAUCGGCGUAUGUGCUCUCAAGCCCGACUUCGAUGUUUUGCCCGGCGGGGACCAGACGGAGAUCGGAGAAAAGGGUAUCAACUUAUCAGGAGGUCAGAAGCAGAGGGUAUCGCUCGCUAGAGCAGUAUACCAUGAUGCUGAUAACUAUUUCCUCGACGACCCCCUCAGUGCUGUAGACUCGCACGUUGGCAAACAUAUCUUCGACAAGGUGAUAGGUCCGAGUGGGUUACUGAAGGACAAGACUCGCGUGUGGGUGACGCACAACGUGACGUACCUCGCGCAGACAGACCUGGUGCUGGUGCUCCGGGACGGCCAGGUCUCUGAGGCGGGCACUUACCAGCAGUUGCUGGAGAAGAAGGGCGCCUUCGCCGACUUCCUGCUACACCAUCUCAGUGAUGCCGAGAGGACCUCGCCUGAAGAACUGGACGAGAUUAAACAAGAGUUGGAGAGCAAGUUGGGUUCAGAAUUCCAGAAUAAGCUGCAGCGCGCGCGUUCUCUGUCUGAGAGCGCGUCGGAGUCGGACCAGCCUGCAGCCGGAGAUAGAACAGGCAGCGUAAAGAGACGAACACCAGAAGAGAGCACUCCUAACGAACUCAAAGAGAAGAACAAACUUAUUGAAGUUGAGAAAACUGAAACCGGCAGCGUGAAAUGGACGGUAUACAAGCACUACCUGACGAGUGUGGGCGUGCUGGCGUCAGUGGUCACCAUCCUCAUGAACCUCGUGCUGCAGCUGUUCCAGGUCGGCUCCAACUACUGGCUCUCCGAGUGGUCCAACGAUAAAACUAUCAUCUCAGAAAAUGGUACAUUAGACAAGAGCAAACGGGACCUAUAUCUAGGAGUAUACGGAGGCCUUGGUGUUGGACAAGUGGUGUCGGUGUCGGUGUCGUCGCUGGCGCUGUACCUGGGCACGCUGGCGGCGGCGCGCGCGCUGCACGCGUCACUACUGGCGGGCGUGCUGCGCGCCCCCACCAUCGGCUUCUUCGACUGCACGCCCGUCGGCCGCGUGCUCAACCGCUUCAGCAAGGACAUCGACGUGCUAGACAACGUGCUGCCAAUGACGCUCCGAGGAUGGACCUCGUGCUUCUUCUCGGUAUUGGGCACGUUGUUUGUGAUAAGUUUCUCGACGCCGAUCUUCAUGAGCGUGAUACUCCCAAUCGGACUGCUGUACUACGUCAUCCAACGUUUCUACGUGGCCACGUCCCGGCAGCUCAAGAGGCUGGAGUCGGUCUCCCGCUCACCGAUAUACUCCCACUUCGGGGAGAGCAUCACUGGAGCCACUACGAUACGAGCAUACGGUGUCACCAACAGAUUUGUGGAAGAGUCAGAGCGGGGCGUGGACCACAACCAGUCGUGCUACUACCCGAGCUGCAUCGCCAACCGGUGGCUGGCGGUGCGGCUGGAGAUGAUCGGCAACUUCAUCAUCUUCUUCGCGGCGCUGUUCGCCGUGCUCGACAGAAGCUCCACCAAUGCCGGCCUCGUCGGACUCUCUGUUAGCUACGCUCUGCAGAUUACACAAACACUCAAUUGGUUGGUGCGUAUGACAUCUGAGGUGGAAACAAACAUUGUUGCUGUGGAGAGGAUAAAGGAGUACGCUGAAACUGAACAGGAGGCGGCGUGGAUGGUGGGCAACGGUCCAGGUGCGACGUGGCCGGAGACGGGCGCGCUGCAGCUGGAGCGGCUGACACUUGGCUACCGAGCGGGAGAGCCAGCACUGCGCGACCUCACCUGUACCGUCGCACCCAGAGACAAGCUCGCCAUUGUCGGCCGCACCGGCGCCGGCAAGUCCACACUCACACUGGGACUCUUCAGGAUAGUGGAGGCGAUGAGCGGCAAAAUUCUUAUCGACGGUAUCGACAUCUCCACAAUCGGGCUGCACCAGCUGAGGUCUCGUAUCACCAUCAUCCCGCAGGACCCGGUGCUGUUCUCGGGCACUCUGCGUAUGAACCUCGAUCCCUUCGACGCAUACACCGAUGAGGAUAUCUGGCGCUCGCUGGAACAUGCGCAUCUUAAGACCUUCGUACAAGGUCUGCAAGCUGGUCUCCGUCACGAGAUCUCUGAAGGCGGGGAGAACCUGUCUGUGGGUCAGCGGCAGCUGGUAUGCUUGGCGCGAGCGCUGCUGCGCAAGACUCCGCUGCUCGUGCUCGACGAGGCCACCGCCGCAGUGGACCUUGAGACUGAUGAACUCAUACAGAAAACGAUUCGUUCAGAAUUCGCGUCAUGUACAGUACUAACUAUCGCUCACCGUCUCAACACAAUAAUGGACUCGACGCGUGUGAUGGUGCUGGACAAGGGUCAGCUGGUGGAGUACGCGCCUCCAGAACAGCUGCUGCAGGACAAGACCUCCAUCUUCUACGGCAUGGCCAAGGAUGCUGGUCUCGUCAAUUAAAUAACUCGGUCUACAUACUUCAACACAUCUUGACUCAACGUACUUAUAAUAUGAAUUAAAAAAAAAACUGGUCAUCCAAUCCUCACUUAAAGUAUACCAUUGUAGAAACUUUGUAUAUUUGUUUAGUUUUAGUAUUACUUGUUAAUUUAAUAAUAUUUCUUGUAACCAUUCCCGGGUAAGUUUAGAAAAUCUU